AUGUCUGGAUUACGUCGCUCAGCUAGAGUUCAAGCCAAGGGAGAGCAACCCGCUACUGCCGCUACUACUGCACCACCACCAGCCAAGAAGGCUAAAACCGAAAAGCAACCACCAAAAAAAGAAUUGGAUGCUGAUGUUGAGGAAAUUGAAAUUGGCGACGAGAUCCCCCGCAUCACUUUGCUCAACCAAGAUGAGAAAGAGAUCAAUUUACCUGAAAUCGCAAAGGAACACAAGUUCGUGGUGAUUUUUGCUUAUCCAAAGGCAUCAACGCCGGGUUGCACCAGACAAGUGUGUGGGUUCCAAAAGAACUUCAACUUCUUGCGUGAUCGAAAUGUGGCUGUGUUUGGGCUCUCUGCUGAUACUCCAGCUCACCAAAAGAGCUUCCAAACGAAACAAAAUGCAGAAUAUGAUCUAUUGAGUGAUCCCAAGAGGGAAUUGAUUGGCACUUUGGGAGCCAAGAAACAGCCUACAGGGAUCAAGAGAUCGCACUGGAUCUUUGUUGAUGGGGUGUUGAAGGUGAAGAGAAUUCAAAUUUCUCCAGAGCAAAGUGUUGAUGGUGCAAAGGAAGAGAUUGAACAAUUCAUCGCUGCUGAGGCAAGAGGUUCAGGUGGCGAUGGCGAAGGCGAUGGAAAUGGCAGUGAAGUUAAGAAAGACUCAGCUACCAAUGGUGAUGAAACCAAGAAAGAGCCCAUUGAAGAUGGCGACAUCGAGAGUGUUCCCGCUGCAGCUAGCGAACAAACUGGUGUUGCCAAAACCGAAGGUGAGAAAUCAUCUGGGGAUGCUGUUUCGGAAGAAAAGAAGAAACAAGAGGAGAAAGAUAGUGCCUUGUUGUCUUCAGAGCAAGCACCAGAAGUUGCUACCGAAGCCACCACAACAACAGUCUGA
Messenger RNA from Lodderomyces theae, 885 nucleotides. It is a transcript of the gene DOT5, whose product is annotated as thioredoxin peroxidase. Gene Ontology annotation, cellular component: cytoplasm. Gene Ontology annotation, biological process: cell redox homeostasis; cellular response to oxidative stress. Lineage: Eukaryota; Fungi; Ascomycota; Pichiomycetes; Serinales; Debaryomycetaceae. The coding region runs from base 1 to 885 and encodes 294 amino acids. Gene Ontology annotation, molecular function: thioredoxin peroxidase activity. The transcript has a single exon. The record is from RefSeq and is a predicted model, not a curated record.